AUGGAGUUUUCAUCGUCGUCGUCAAAAAGGGCCAAAACUCCGGCGGGUGGAAGUAAUAAUUUGAGUAUUAGUGUUUCGUGUUUGGUUGAUGGGUGCAACGCUGACCUUGGUCAAUGCCGGGAAUACCACCGCCGGCACAAAGUAUGUGAGCUCCACUCAAAGACACCAAAGGUCACAAUUGGGGGCCGGGAGCAACGGUUCUGUCAGCAAUGCAGCAGGUUUCACUCAUUGGGAGAGUUUGACGAAGGAAAACGAAGCUGUCGGAAACGCCUCGACGGUCACAAUCGGCGACGAAGGAAGCCUCAAUCAGACUCCAUAUCCAGAACCACCGCAAACUUCCUUUCAAGUCAACAAGGUAUCGCAAGGAUUCUAUCAUUUAAUAGCCCGCAGAUACAAUUGAGUUCCGUGGUGGGUUCAACUAGAGCCACAAGUUUUAAACCAGAGAAUCCAAUCGGACCUUUUAACAACCAACCACCCUUAAACUACCACACAAGACACCACUUGAACCUCGAGUCAUCGACAACUCCAGUUGUACAAAACAGCAGCGACAACCACUUCAACUUUUUCCAGCACAGGUCACCACCGUUGGCCGUUUCUUCAAAUCGUGCGGGAAACUCUCGUGCUCUCUCUCUUCUGUCAUCACCCCCACCAGCACAUCAAACUAUGGCAACCACCAUGUUCAUUCCUAGCGGUAUACCUCAGUAUGGUUUUGCACACGAGAUGCAAAACGAAACAAUACUUUCGGGAUCGAGUGCUACAACUCUUCAAUUCCAAGGAAUGUUUCAUGAUGAUCAAGAUGAUUCGUCUUCAAGUGGGAUUAAACAGCAAACGUUGUCGUUUAGGUGGGGUUAG
Molecule: messenger RNA, 852 nt
Organism: Cynara cardunculus var. scolymus (artichoke)
Lineage: Eukaryota; Viridiplantae; Streptophyta; Magnoliopsida; Asterales; Asteraceae
Product: squamosa promoter-binding-like protein 13A
Exons: 3
Coding region: 1-852 (283 amino acids)
Cellular component (GO): nucleus
Molecular function (GO): DNA binding
Source: RefSeq, a predicted model, not a curated record